Molecule: messenger RNA, 1428 nt
Organism: Gloeophyllum trabeum ATCC 11539
Lineage: Eukaryota; Fungi; Basidiomycota; Agaricomycetes; Gloeophyllales; Gloeophyllaceae
Exons: 1
Coding region: 1-1341 (446 amino acids)
Source: RefSeq, a predicted model, not a curated record
AUGUUUGCCUAUGUCUUUGAUAACUUGGGACCAAUCACCAUUGUUGUCGUAUCAGGCGACCCGUACAUAUCUUACGCUCUCUCUAUUCUACGGCUUCGAGGACACCAAGUCGUGGUCAUAGCGCCGAAAGGGUGUGGCAUGCCCGUCGAGCAAACUGUUGAUAUGUUCAUGGAUUGGGAAAGCGACAUAUUGGCCAAGAGUCAAAAACUAUCAAACAACCCAUUGCACCGUACCUCCUCGGCUCUGCCAGGCCGUAAUGGGGAUGCAACCUUGUCUCUGGGGUCCAAGGUGCGAAUCAAGCCGCCUGAGAACGAAUGGGAUGGUUCAUGGAUCCUCCGGCUGUCUUUGUUUCCCUGGGUCGUUUGUGAAGUGAAGACUUCGGAUGGAACACCGAAUCCUGGUCCUUCAUCUGUGUCUGCAGAAGGCCACUCCAGUCCUACCGUUAAUUCUGACGGUGAAUCAGCUAGACCCGACCCUCCCAGCCCCGCUUUUAUGCAUUCGGAACUCUCAUCACCGCGUUCGGUUGCCAGUAUCAUCUCGCAACCACAAUCGCAACGAUCCUUACCUUCCCCUGUCGAUCAUCCCCAGGAAGAUGUAUCUCCCAUUCCUCUGGAGGACAUCGCCUCUGUAGAUCACGGCUCCCCGGACUCCUCCAUUUGCAGCUCCCAGGGCACACCCGUACCACCGGACUAUCCGCUUCCUUCGACGCUUUCUGAUCCGUCAAAGCCUUCGGUGGCGCUGCAGUCAUCCUUCCCUGCAGUGUUGCCGAAGCCGUCCAUCCCUCCUCAGCCAUCCUUUCCGACUCCACCGACAUCGAAUGCUGCUGGAACAACUUCACCAGCUAGUUCGACACCGACGCCGACGGUCAAGGCCGCGCAACAAUUUUCUAUCGUGUCAGGGCAGCAGACGCAGCCUAGCUCCCUGUCGACCCUCCCCACCAUAGUAACGCGGCCAUCACCUGAGGCCAUAUCACCAAAGGCUGUCGUAGCUUCUCUGGCAGCCAGUGCCAGCCCAAAGGUCUCGAACCCCACUCCCGCGAAGCCAUCUUCUCCUGCUCCUGCACGUACCGCCCAACCCGUCAACAACACAGAGCCUGUGAUGCAGGAGCAAUUCAAGCCGUUAGCAAGGCAUCUUGAAGCAGCUCGGCGGCGGGGAAACGGAUUCGUCUCAUACACGCAAGCGGAAUCGAGCGUCUGGACUGACCAGGCCGUCAAGGACGCAGCAGGCGCUCGGACCUUUGACUCCUAUAUCCAGAUGGCGGUUCAGUCUGGAGUGGUUUCGGUUAUCGGCAGUGCGAAGUAUCUGGCCUUACAGAAGGCGUGGCACGGGAAAGUACCUUAGGGCCUCACAUAUGUCGUGGCAGACUUUUUGGUCUCUUCUCUAUUGCAUUUCUUCAUCUUGCGUCCCUUCAGCGCCGUCGAGAUACGC